Messenger RNA from Phascolarctos cinereus (koala), 5822 nucleotides. It is a transcript of the gene KIF3C, whose product is annotated as kinesin family member 3C. Gene Ontology annotation, biological process: mitotic cell cycle; microtubule-based movement. Lineage: Eukaryota; Metazoa; Chordata; Mammalia; Diprotodontia; Phascolarctidae. Gene Ontology annotation, molecular function: ATP binding; microtubule binding; microtubule motor activity. Gene Ontology annotation, cellular component: microtubule. The record is from RefSeq and is a predicted model, not a curated record.
UGGCGUGGAAAUGAUAGAAGCCACCGGGCAGGCAGGAUUUCUGCAAUGAGAGGUGCCCGUUGUUUAUUUAGAAGAGCAGGGGGCCAGCAGUGGCGCCGGGAGGAGAUGCUUGACCAUUUAUUUCUCCUCUAGCCAGUCCCAGACUGUCUCUGCUCCCCCUCCCCCAUCCCUUUACCCCACCCCGAGCGAGUGGGAGAGCUACGGCAGCGGCGGCAGCAUCACUCCCUCCAGCCGCCGCUGCUCCGCCCCAUCCCUGUCUGUUUUUCUCUCUCAUUCUCCGUUGGCGGCGGCGGCAGAGGCAGCGGCAGCGGCAGCAGCAGAAACGCUGCAAUGAAUGAUCCUCCACCCUGGGGAGAGAACUGUAGGUGAGCGUCUCUGCACACAGAAGGGCCAUGAAGGACCCAGGACCCCAGCUGUCCAGGACCCCCGACUCUCCCAGCCCACUGCCAUAGAAUAUUGGAGAGGAGCAGGAGGAGGAGGAGACCAGAUCCCUGCUGCCCACCCCCAUCCUAUUUUCCUCUUUCUUUAUCUCAUUGUUGCUGUUUACAACCCAGGGUCCCUUCUCCCCAGUAUGGGCCGGGCUCUAGGGGCUGCCUCCUGGCAAGCGAUGCGGCUCCUGUCGCUGUUACUGCUGCUCCUGCCACUGCCUGGUCAUUCUGCCUAAUCCUCGUCCCCAGCUCAGGGUGGUGCAAGCGAAGAGCAGAGAGCUUUGGAGGCCAGGACUGCAGCAGCCGGCGGCCAGGCGGGCGGAGCGGCAGCCACCACCCCAGCCAGCAUCCCUCCCCUCACCUCUGGAAGCUGCAUGCACGUUGAGGAGCAGCCCCACUGGGCCGGGACAGCCCAGUGGAUCCAGACUUAAGGGCAGGCAGACAGCCCAGGCUGCUUGAGUGAGGGAGGAUCAGGAGGUGAGGGUGGGAUAGGGACCUGGGGUGGGGGGAAAGGGAGUACUGUGAGCUGCAGAAUGGCCAAUAAAGCCAAGCCCAGCGAGGCCCUGAAGGUGGUGGCCCGGUGCCGCCCCAUGAGUAGGAAAGAAGAGGCUGCUGGCCAUGAGCAGAUUCUGGAGAUGGAUGUGAAGCUGGGCCAGGUGACCCUCAGGAACCCUCGGGCUACCCCAGGGGAGCUGCCCAAGACUUUUACCUUUGACGCUGUAUACGAUGCCAGCUCUAAGCAGGCUGACCUAUACGAUGAGACAGUGCGCCCACUCAUAGACUCGGUGUUGCAGGGUUUCAAUGGCACUGUUCUUGCUUAUGGCCAGACCGGCACCGGCAAGACCUAUACCAUGCAGGGCACCUGGGCUGAGCCGGAGCAGCGAGGGGUCAUCCCCAGCGCCUUUGAGCACAUCUUCACUCACAUCUCCCGUUCCCAGAACCAGCAGUACCUGGUUCGGGCCUCUUAUCUGGAGAUCUACCAGGAGGAGAUCCGGGACCUGCUCUCCAAGGAGCCAGGCAAGAGACUGGAGCUGAAAGAGAACCCAGAGACUGGGGUCUACAUCAAGGAUCUCUCCUCCUUUGUCACCAAGAAUGUCAAAGAAAUAGAACACGUAAUGAAUCUGGGCAACCAGGCCAGGGCUGUGGGCAGUACCCACAUGAACGAGGUCAGCUCCCGUUCCCAUGCCAUAUUUGUCAUUACAGUGGAGUGCAGUGAGCAGGGUUCUGAUGGCCAAGAACACAUCCGGGUGGGAAAGCUCAAUCUGGUAGACCUGGCUGGCAGUGAGCGGCAGGGCAAAGCAGGCACCAACACAUCUGGAGUGGCAGCUACCCAGCCUUCAGGGGGAGGGGGUGGCACCGGAGAAAGGCCCAAAGAAGCAUCAAAAAUCAAUCUCUCCCUUUCUGCUCUGGGUAAUGUGAUCUCAGCUCUGGUGGACGGCAGAAGCACCCACAUCCCCUACCGGGACUCCAAGCUGACUCGGCUGCUUCAGGACUCUCUUGGGGGCAAUGCCAAGACCAUCAUGGUGGCCACCCUGGGCCCAGCCUCACACAGCUACGAUGAGAGCCUGUCCACUCUACGCUUUGCCAACAGGGCUAAGAAUAUUAAGAACAAGCCUCGGGUGAAUGAAGAUCCCAAGGACACGCUCCUACGGGAGUUCCAGGAGGAGAUUGCCCGCCUGAAGGCUCAGCUAGAGAAGCGUGGGCUGCUGGGUAAGCGCCGGAGAAGCAGCCGCAGGAAGAAGUCAGUGGCCAUUGAGGGGUACCCAGAGGGUUCCGUAACUGAGGCCUGGGUUGCUGAAGAGGAAGAUGACAACAACAAUAACAACAGACCACCCCAGCCUACUCCAGAGGUCCCUCUGGAGAAGAAUAUGGAGAACUAUCUGCAGGAACAGAAGGAAAGACUGGAGGAGGAAAAGGCAGCUAUACAAGAUGACCACAGCCUGGUCAAUGAGGAGAAGCAGAAAUUAUUGGAGGAGAAGGAGAAGAUGAUUGAGGACCUGAGGCGGGAGCAGCAAGCCACAGAGCUCCUGGCCACCAAAUACAAGGCAAUGGAGAGCAAGCUGUUGAUUGGAGGCCGAAAUAUCAUGGAUCAUACCAAUGAGCAACAAAAAAUGUUGGAGCUUAAAAGGCAGGAGAUUGCUGAGCAGAAACGCAAAGAGCGUGAAAUGCAACAGGAGAUGUUGUUGAGGGAUGAAGAGACCAUGGAACUCCGGGGAACCUAUACCUCUCUGCAACAGGAGGUUGAAGUCAAAACAAAAAAACUCAAGAAGCUCUACGCUAAGCUGCAGGCAGUGAAGGCAGAAAUCCAAGACCAGCACGAUGAGUACAUCCGUGUGCGGCAAGACCUGGAGGAAGCACAGAAUGAACAGACCCGGGAACUCAAGCUCAAAUACCUGAUCAUUGAAAACUUCAUCCCUCCCGAGGAGAAGAAUAAGAUCAUGAAUCGUCUUUACCUGGACUGUGAGGAGGAGCAAUGGAAGUUCCAACCCCUGGUGCCAGCUGGAGUUAAUAACAGCCAAAUGAAGAAGCGGCCAACCUCAGCAGUGGGCUACAAGAGACCCAUCAGCCAGUAUGCCCGGGUUGCCAUGGCAAUGGGGUCCCACCCCAGAUACAGGGCAGAGAACAUCCUCUUCUUGGAACUGGAUGUGUCCCCUCCAGCUGUCUUUGAGGUUGAAUUCUCUCAUGACCAAGAACAGGAUCCCCGAGCACUGCACAUGGAGAGACUUAUGCGUCUGGACAGCUUCCUUGAAAGACCUUCCACUGCUAAAGUCCGAAAGUCCAGGUCCUGGUGCCAGAGUCCUCAGCUGCUGCCCUCUUCCACCUCGCAUGUCCCACUGGCCUCCAGUUCUCUGCGUCCCUCUACGAUGCUGGCCCACGAGUGACAGCCUCCAAGGACCAUGCGGCCUGGCCCCACAGACUCUGGGGAUAUGGGCAGUCAGCCUCAAAUCAUCUCAUCUGCGGCUUUGUGUGUGUGCAUGUGUGUGUGUGUGUGUGUGUGUGUGUGUAUGUGUGUACACGUGUGUAUGUGAGGGGGUGAGAAUCUAGCACCGUCCCCCUGCCCUCAAUUGUUAGCCUCCUUUAUUUAUUUAAUGUUAUUUAUUCAUGGAGCUCAGCUGGUAUGGGGGAAAUGACCUUCACUGAGGCCUCUGGGGCUGGCAGCAGUCACUGGGCAGCUUCCUUUCCCUCUUGCCAGUACCUCUCAGAUGGGCCUCAGGCCAGUGCCCAUAUUGGCUGUCUCUUGAAGGGAAGGUGGCCGGUGUCUGAGAAAAAGUGUUCUUCACUACGCAUCCCAUGCUAUGAUUUCCAUCUCCUUCUCAUCCCGUGUGGCACUUAGAGACACCACCAGGCAACUUCUGAUGGUGAAGACUGUUGGCUGUCCAGAGAGGAAAAGUUGCUUCCCAGCAAUGGUGGUUCCAGAAGGCAUAACCAGGGAGCCCUGAGGUGUUGCUGAGCUGCAAGGGCUGAAGCUUGAAUUCUCUGGGGCCCAGGCAGCCCCUCUCAGCUUUUCUCUAGGACACUUCCAAGGACUCAAAUAACCUCAUUGCAUCAGGUCACAACCUUCAGUUUUGAUGCAGAGCCCUGGCUCUCUACAAACUGUUUCCUUCCUUCUCUCUCAACCCUUCACCUGGAUUCUAGGGCCAGGGCUGGGGAAGGCAGUUGCUGCCAUUUGCAAGCUCAAGUUGAAGAUGCUUGCGGGGAGGGGACAGCGCUUGGUUCUCCAUGUCUAAGAGGCAGUGUCUUGCCACAGCCGCCGAGGGGACCCAAGCUCUAAGCGGCAGGAGGGAUCUGCACCAACCUGACUUUGAAAAAAAAAGCCAGCUCUUCAUUCCCAGUGCUUCCCUCCAUGUUUCAGCACAGGGAUAGAGGUCCCAGGCACUCUCUUAAUAGCAUCACUUAAUACUACUUAUUGCUUCUGAAUCCAAGUUCUUGGGGACAUUGCCUUCUUGAAAAUGAACCAAUUCCUUUGCAGCUAUUAUGUGAAUCAGCCCCUAGAAUAGUAAUUCCCAAAAUUUGUUAUAUUGGUCGAUGGUGUCUCAUUUCAGAAGAUGUACAGAAUUCUAAAAAACAAAAAAACCUUUUAAUUUUAAUUGAAUUUAAUUUUUUAAAAAAUACACACUUGAGGAGGAGGGGCAGAAAUCAUGAACUCAAAUAAAUGGUCAUGACUUCCAAAAGGUUGGGAAUCACUAGUUUAGGGAUUUCCUUAUAUCUGCCUCCAUUCUCAUCCUCAUCUAAUUUCAUGUGACUUCUUUUCAUAAAAGCUUUCAGAUUCUCUUGGUCACUCCACCCACAGAAUGGAGAUCCCCAUCUAUUGGAGGAAACCUGAGGCCCACAAUACCAGAUAGCCCUUGGUAUGUUCAGGGGUGACACUGUUCCCUCACAUAGCCCUCCUCCCCAGCCCCCAGAGAAAUAGUACCUAUCCACAAUUCCUGUUCUUUUAGCUCUGAACUUUGCCUCUCUUCUUUGGCUCUGAGGUAUUUUCCCUUCAAGCUUCCUUAAGGGACCCAGCCCUUGUGGACCUUCUACCUAGCUUGUUUCUGGUCACAAGCCCCUCUCCUUCAAGGGAAACAGUUACAUAUUGGAGCAGGAAAGGACUUGAAUCAGAAAACUAAGCAAGAAGGUUUGACUUGGGCUGAGAAGGCAGCUGGCUGGAAGCUUCCCAGGUGUCAUGGGAGGUAAGGGCUUAUCUUGCUGACUACAUCUCCCACUCUGCGAAUAAAAGUCGGGAAAGCCUUCCCUCUCUUACUCAAGCCUUUGAAGGUGGAAGAAACAGAGCUAUUGUCAUCUUUUCACAUUUGCUCAAGGGUGGGGACCUUAUUUCUUCAGUUGCCUUCAAUUGUUCACUCUCUGGUCAUUUGGUCACUCAGUCUUAUAGCACAAUCCCUGACUUCCCCACCCCGCAGGUCUGAGGUUCUGGACCUGAGGUCAUGAGAGGAGCUUCCCAUCUGCCUGUCACCUAUGUGUGUGUGCGUGUAUGUGGAUGUAUGUGUUUACCUCACUAAGGGGACUCUUCACACUCAGUGUAAAAUAUCCUGGGGAUAGGGCUAAUGGGGGUGGCAAGGUCUCAGUCUCUCUCUUUUCCUUCUAAUGGAUCAGACAUUGGAUUAACAAAGUGCAGGCCUUGAUUAGGACCAAAUUUCUGUGCCUGUUGCUAUGGUAUUUAUUUAGAACUCCAGCGUUAACCGUACGAUGGCCCUCUUGUCACUCUAUACAUAUGAAUAUACAGGACGUAUUAUAAAUAUAUAUAUAUAAAUAUUAUCCUCUGUCUCCCCUGGCUUAGGAUGGAGGCCUCUCUGUUGAGCUGUUGGGCACCUACCAUUUGGUGCUGCCAGCAAGCCAUCAGCCCUAGCCCUGUUCAGAUGAACAAAGUCAACAAUAAAGGAAUGAGUAUCGUUA